AUGCCUUGGCGUCAUUCCUACCCCUGGGCCCAGCAGGUGGCGCCCAAGGGGUUCCCCGGGGAGGGCGCUCGCCGAAUGAGAGACCCGCUACUGCCUAAUCUGCCUCCGCGUGAGCUCCGAUCACGCCCUGGCGCGGGGAGAUCGGGGAGCUCGAGGGGCGGCGCCGAGUGGUGGCAGCCCUCCAGCGGCGAGUCCUCGCCCGCAGAGCCGGGGCUGGACUUUUGGAGUCCCCAGCUGCGCCUGCCCCGUCUGCCCAGCAGGGCGCCGCGGGCAGCACGAAGCAGGACAGGGCUUAGGUCGCCGCUGCUGCCGUCCCUGCUUCUGGAUGGUGCUUCCCGGACGCCGGCGCCCCCGCACUCCAGGCCUGGAGAGUGCGAGGAUUUCUGGAGGGGCUCGGCCAGGAAGCCCCCGCCCUCCUUGGGUGCCCUCCUAGGAGAGUUCCUCCCUAGCAGGUUCCGGGAGUUCCUGCGCCAGCUCGGGGCAGAGUGGGUUUCUCAGCCACAGCCACCGACAUCUUCAGAAUCGCCACACCAAAGGGGUGUGUCAGAGCGCUGGCAGGGACUUUCUCCUCAGUGUCCCAACUGCUCCUUCCUCCCAGACCUGCGGGGCCAGUCAUCGAAGAGUCUGAAGAAGAUUUUGCUCGAUCAGAUACCUACUCCAGGGCCACUGAGGAGAGAUCCAGAACGAUCCGCCAAGGUCAAGAAGGCCAACAAGCCUCGUGGUCUCCAGGCGCCCAAGCCCAAGGCCAAGUUCACCUGCAGCUCCUCAGAGGAAGGCUCAGGGCACCAUAGGCGGUGCCCUCCCUUCCGAGUGCGAUUCGCUGACGAGACCCUGUGGGACUCGGUGCUCCGCUACUGGGAGCGCAGAUGUGCAUUCCAGCAGGACAUCACCGAGGACAGCCCAGACAUGCAGUCGGCUCCAUUGGAACGUGUACUUGGGAGCGUUGGGCGAUGGCUAGAGAGUGUGCCCAAAGGCCUGGACUCCACAUCCAAGGAGGAGGCCCCAGCCAGCUCCGCGUUCAGCUGGGACAGCCCUGGCCUGCCCAUCCCAGAGCUGCAAGACUACCUCUCUGAAGACAUCUCCGUGAACAGCAGCCUGCCCUACAUCCCCAGGGCCACCACCCAGAGGCAGCAAAGAGACUGCAAAACCUUUCUGGGUGCCCACAGCAUUCUCGACCAGGUCGACAAAUCGCCCUACUCCUGGAGCCAGGAACUGGAGUCCUUCUUGCCCCGCCUGGAGCUGCACAGGAAGCGAGGCCGCCCUAAGGGGUACCAGCCCUUCUUCCUUCAGUAAUACGGCAG
This is a messenger RNA of Pteronotus mesoamericanus, 1301 nucleotides long. It is a transcript of the gene CUNH9orf50, whose product is annotated as chromosome unknown C9orf50 homolog. The record is from RefSeq and is a predicted model, not a curated record. The transcript is spliced from 7 exons. The coding region runs from base 1 to 1293 and encodes 430 amino acids. Lineage: Eukaryota; Metazoa; Chordata; Mammalia; Chiroptera; Mormoopidae.